Molecule: messenger RNA, 738 nt
Organism: Blepharisma stoltei
Lineage: Eukaryota; Ciliophora; Heterotrichea; Heterotrichida; Blepharismidae
Source: the annotation of a GenBank genome assembly
AUGGAGUCAAGCGGGAAAUUAUUAUUUAUAGGUCCUGUUGAGGUAGCGCAUGGAGAAAUAGUAACUUUGCAACUUCCAAGAAGUCAAAUGCCUUUCCUUUUGACUGACAGCUCUAUUUACUCUAUUCAAAAAUCAUCAUUUUUUGGUUCUUGCGUAGUUGGCAAAACUAUAAAUAGCUCGACUGAAGUGUUUAUAAUAACACCAUUUGAUCCAAUUUUCCUUUUGCUGCCAGUUUUAAAUCAAAUUUAUUCAUUUCGUGCUUAUGAAGAAAUUUUGAGGGAUUCUAAUCUUUCUGCGCUUAUAGGGAAAAGCGAAAUUCUAGCAAAAGUUUCAAAGUUUUGUGAGUGCAAAGACCAUCAGGGCCAGCUUUAUGUUAGGACAACUGAAGAAAAAAUCAAUGAAUGGCUUCAAAUGAAAUUUGAAGCCCUUGUAAGAGAAAUUUCAGUGAAAGUCCCAUGGGCUAUGAGUAUUCAAGGGCAGAAUCCAAAUGCAACAAAAACUGCUUUAGGAAUUCUAUAUGAGCUUCUAAAUGAUGAUUUUUUUAUGAGACUUAGUAUGGGCUUCACUAUUAGAGAAAUUUUGAUAACAGGUAAACCGCAACCUUUAAGAAGGCAAAAUAAUGAAAUUGAAAACUUCAAACCUCAACAGCACUCGGCCAAAAAGAAACCACAGCCUCCUAAAAAAGCUGCAAACCUUCCUAAAGGCCAAUUAACACUGAGUUUUGCGAAAGCAAAAUAA